Messenger RNA from Gasterosteus aculeatus aculeatus (three-spined stickleback), 944 nucleotides. The record is from RefSeq and is a predicted model, not a curated record. Lineage: Eukaryota; Metazoa; Chordata; Actinopteri; Perciformes; Gasterosteidae.
ACGUUACAUCGGGUGUUGUAUGAAAUGCAAAUGAAUGUAGGUACCAACCCACAGGUUUUACUCCUGUUGUCUCGUCCUCGCUCAGCACUGCGUGGUGCACAGCCCGUCACACAGUUUCCUCCAGAAUGUCCAACUCAUCCGAGCCCCUCGUCUCCAAAGGGACCCAGGACGCUCCUCGUUAUGUGUCCUCACCACCACCAGCGGCUCCACCAGUCCUCUCCUGCAAAGGACCUCCAUCUCCAUUCUACCCUGCAGCCCCGGCAACGUGCCCUCCGUCCAAAACGGAGAUGACUGGCAUCCAUCAGCCUGCUGCCGGGUACGGCUCCCUCCUGGACUUCCACCCCGAGGCCUCGCCGGACACAACUCUGCUGAUGGACUCGUCUUCUUUUGAUGACGAGAAAGCGAGGAGAGCGUUUGCUAAAAAGGUGUUCUGGGUCCUGACCCUCCAGAUGUUGUUCUCCUUCGCUGUCUUGUGUGCGUCCUUCUCCAUUGGGAAGGACUACGUCAGCUCCCUGCUCACCGUCAGCGGCUUCGCCGCCGGCCUCAGCAUCUGCAAGUCCUUCAGCCGACGUCACCCCUGGAACAUCGCGGGAUGGACUCAUCAUCACGACGUUUGGGACGGUCUUCUGAUGACUCUGACCGUGGACGUGGUGGCGUUUGCGUUCCUACAUCUUUUACUCCCUCGUCACCUUUGACCCGGAGGUGCAACGGUUUUACCAGCGAUGAUGGUUAUAUUCUAUAAUAAGAAUAUUACACACAAUCCUCAUCUUCCAGCUGGGGAGGAAGUGAAACUAAAGUGCAUUCACACACAAGGGAGGCCGACACGUCACGUUUAAAAUGUCUUUAUUAUUUCUAUACACUGUAACUCCUCUAUUAACUAAAAUAUGAUUUCUGCUGUUCAUUUCUCUUCUUACAUAUAAAGUUCAUUAAAAAUGUUUGUACUG